Molecule: messenger RNA, 3039 nt
Organism: Patella vulgata (common limpet)
Lineage: Eukaryota; Metazoa; Mollusca; Gastropoda; Patellidae
Product: inhibin beta B chain
Exons: 3
Coding region: 158-1267 (369 amino acids)
Biological process (GO): SMAD protein signal transduction
Cellular component (GO): extracellular region
Molecular function (GO): cytokine activity; growth factor activity
Source: RefSeq, a predicted model, not a curated record
GAGCGUAGUUGUAUAAAGCAAUUGUUUUAUGAACUUAGCAACGUAAACAGGUACAUCUGUACACUCGGCUAAAGAUAAAAAUUAUAUUUAGUUAAGUGAGAAAGAAACCAUUUAGUGAUAUUGUUUACAUACACACAUCAAACGAGUUACACCCGGGAUGGAAAAUACAGGCGUGGGAAUUAUCAUCUUUUUCUUAAUGCUCCACACUGAAGAGUCUUCUGGGAGGAAAGCCAUCAAUUUUUCAGAAAACAAUAUGCGACGUCUACACCAAUUAGCUCUUCUUAAGGCUAGGAUCCUGAACGGCCUUAACCUUCCUCUACCACCAAGUGUCAAUGAUACAAAUGGUAAACCCCCGAUCUCUGAGGUAGUUCUAACUCAGCUCCAUUAUCAGUCCGCUCUGGUGGCAAGUACUGGACCAUCCGACAAUAUGGUCUUAUUAUUGCUAUCAGAACCAACAGAUGAAAGCGAUGUUGUUCAGUUUAACUUGAAUGGAAAUGCUGAUGGAUUUAGAAAGAAAGUGAAAAGCGUUCAGUUAUUUAUACGACUUGUAAAUAAGAAACGACGCGAUACAAAUAUGGAAGGAAAAAGACAAAAAUCAAGAAAAAUAAAGAUUAUCAUUCGCGGAUUUCAUCCCAAGAAAAACAAAAUGAAAAGACUUACCGUUAAGAAACUAAAAAUACGAAAAGAAAAAUGGCUGAAUUUGAAGCUACCAGUUAAAUUCAUAAAGAAGGUUGCUAAAUCGAAAAACAAAACACUUGCAUUAAAGAUAUCAUGUAAACGGUGCUCUAAUUGGGUAGAAAUGGACAUGGCCUACAAAAAUCGCCAAAAUUAUAAUUCAAACACGACAAAUGUUGUACCGGUACGCAAGAAAAUGCUAAACGCCCAGCGUCCUUAUAUAAUAAUUCACAAAAAGAUUUCCAAGAAAAAGUCGAAGAAAAAAAGACGGGCAAAGCGAGAUUUGAGCGACACUUGUCAGUAUGUGUCAAAUGUGACGUCAUGUUGUACUCAACCUUUGUAUGUAAACUUUACUGAGAUUGGUUGGUCCGAUUGGAUUAUCUAUCCUCAAGGUUUUACAACCGGAACAUGUACAGGUUCGUGUUGGAAUGGACGAAAUUCACUUCCGGGGUCACUUGUGUGUUCGCCAUCAGAGACAGGCGCACUAACUGUUGUGUAUUAUGCGAGCGAUAAUAUCAUCAUUAGAAGAACAAUACCGGACGUAAUAGAUGCGGCGUGCGCAUGUCAGGAAUCAACUUUGCCUCGAAAAUAAUAGCGGUGCAACUAGUUCGGGUAACGUCUGUGAAAAUAAAUGAUUACAACACCAAGGGAAGUUUAAGGCAAUGAUUGAAUUAAAUAUAAAAAUAAACAAAGACAAGAUAGAAUGCGCAAUGGGUGUCGUUUGGCAUACAAAGAUGGAUUGUGUACUGUCUCAUACACGAUACCAUUCAAUACUUACAGUUUCAUGACAAAUGACAUUUGUAUUUUCAGAAGCAAAUGUUUGUGGGUAGAAGGUAGCCGCCGAGCAAAUAGUUAUUAUCAUAAGUAAAUUGUUGUUGAAAUGUUUAAAUGUAUGUAAGGCAGCCGCGGUGACUCGGUGAGUUCGGCACUUGCUCACUAACCAGUAGAUCCCGGGUUAGCCCCUGGUGUCUUCAAACGUGGUUUUCCUCUCUUCAGUGGUGGCCGAGCAAGGACAGUGUACACGUUGGCUUGCACAUAAAAAAAAACAUUGACAGUUGGAACUCGAUAUAUAUAUAUAUAUAUAUAUAUAUAUAUGGAAGCCUAUAAUUAUAAAUCGUACUUCGUAGAAGUAGAAGUUACGACAAAAUGUGAGGCAAUAGCACUCUACACAAGCCAAAAUCUAGUCGAAAAUAGGAAAUUAAUUAAGAGAUAAACACAACGUUUUGUCGUGAUUUCUACUUUUCGACGUGCAUUUUGGUUUGUGUAGCUUGAUGUCGAAUUUCGACAUAGUCAUAUUUUUUUAUUUAUUAUUGGUCAAAUUUGAUAUUAUUUGUUAGUGUAAUAUUAUUUGAUGUUGGAAUCAUUUGGCAGACUUACUGUAAACCAUUACUUUGUAAACAAUUAGAUGCUGCGAUUUUUCAACUAGUCACACAAUGGAAACUACUGUCGCAGAAUAACUGCCCCUGUCACUUAAACUGUAAAUACUCUAGGGUCAGUAUCUCUGGCUACGGGACUUUUGUUCUCAACUUUGGGUAGUCAUUUAUACGUGUUUUAUGAAAAAAUUUUUCGAAUAUUACGAAAAAUCGUAUUUUAACUUCAAUUAUUUACAUUUUAAUACUCAAACUGUCUUCGGUGAUUUCCGUGACGUCCAGCGAACGUUGGGUGUCUUACGCGACCAUUACGCGUAGCACAUGCAUAUCACAUAUUUGGAGAAACAUUUUAAUACUCAAACUGUCUUCGGUGAUUUCUGUGACGUCCAGCGAACGUUGGGUGUCUUACGCGACUAUUACACGUAGCACAUGCAUAUCACAUAUUUGGAGAAACGGACGUUAAAUAAAACUACUUCAAACACAUUUUAUUCAUAUAAAUAUUUUCCCUUUUAUUAAAACUACAAGGAGAAAACUCAUUUGUCUGAGAAAUGAUAUAUUCAUUAAAAUAUGUAUAAAAGAAAAGCUUUAAGCCAAAGCUUCUGCUGUUUAAUUGACAACUUAUCAUGUUUGUGCAAUAUUUAGUAAUGUGUUCAUUACGUAAGCCGUAGGUGACACACAUAAACAUAUCUUAUAGGUUUAUCCAUGCGAUAUAGAGCCUCACUUAAUUCGAUAAAACAAAGUCUUAUAUUAAAGGUCACAUGUAAUGGCCCAUUCGUGUAUCAAAUUUGUUUUUAUUCUAGACGUUUUAUCAGAAAUAAAGCUUUCAUAAUUAUAUUUUAGCGGGAAAAUAUCAUUAGUUUGAAAUAAAUGUAUGUUUUAUAAGCCGAUACCGGUUACUCCCCGCUAACGUGGAGCUUUGAUAUGACGACGUCAAUUAUGUCAUAACGCCAUUUAUGGCUCUACGAAUCGGUGUAUUACGGCUUCUUUUCUUGUA